Stegodyphus dumicola is the source of this 1341-nucleotide messenger RNA. Its product is annotated as proliferation-associated protein 2G4. Lineage: Eukaryota; Metazoa; Arthropoda; Arachnida; Araneae; Eresidae. The record is from RefSeq and is a predicted model, not a curated record.
UAAAGAAAAUCAUUUACUUUUACUUAUCAGUAAUAGAAUUAAUUAUCUUUAAUCAGAGAUUUAGGUGCUCAUAUUGAUGGAUUCAUUGCUGUGGUUGCACACACGAUAGUUGUUGGAGCCUCAAAGGACAAUAAAAUUAAAGGUCGCAAAGCAGAUGUAAUACAUGCGGCUCAUUAUGCUGCUGAAGCAGCUCUGAGACUUGUCAAGCCUGGAAAUGAUAACAACUCUGUGACUGAUACAAUACAGAAAGUGGCAGAGUCUUUUAAAUGCAAACCUGUUGAAGGUAUGCUUUCACAUCAAUUAAAACAGUUUAGGAUAGAUGGUGAAAAAUCAAUAAUUCAAAAUCCAACAGAAGCUCAAAGGAAAGAGCAUGAAAAGUGUGAAUUUGAGUUGCAUGAAGUUUAUGCUAUUGAUGUUCUUGUAAGCACUGGGGAAGGAAAGGGUCGAGAGAUGGAUACAAGGACAACAGUAUUUAAAAAAACAGAUGAAGUGUAUCAGCUUAAAAUGAAAGCAUCAAGAGCUUUCUUCAGUGAGGUGGACAAACGGUUUGGAAAUAUGCCUUUUACUUUAAGGUCCUUUGAAGAUGAAAAGAAAGCUAGGAUGGGUGUAGUAGAAUGUGUAAAUCAUAAACUUGUAGAGCCAUUCACUGUAUUAUAUGAAAAAGAAGGUGAACAUGUUGCACAGUUUAAAUUUACAGUGCUGCUAAUGCCAUCAGGAUCUCAUAAAAUUACUUCUGGUCCAAUUGAUUUAGAUUUAUAUGAAACAGAAUUAGUAGUUGAUGAUGAUUCUCUGAAAGCUCUGCUUAACAGAUCAGUUGUGCCCAAAUCGCAGAGGAAAAAGAAGAAGCGAGCAGAGAAGGCAAUUGCAAACUCCCUUGAGAAGGAUGUUAAAAUUACAGAUGAAAAUCCUUCAGCUGAGUCUGUAAAAGUACAGGAAUGAAAAGAAGUUAGAAUGAAAAAGGAGGGAGAUUGUGCUUGAGCUUGUUUCAUAGUUCCUGGAUAUAAAAGCGGCACCAACUUUCAUGGGAUACAAGCUAUUUGUGUACAGAAACAAAAGUUCAUAUUUCCAUAAAUAAUACUCUUCACAUACAGUUAAGAUUUAGCUGAAUGUAUGAUUCAUUGAUGGUAUUUUUGUAUUGUUUUUAUGAAUUUAAUAUAAAACUUGUAUCAUAAAACUUAUAUGACAAUUGUUAUAAAAAUGCAUUUUUUCCUUAAAUUUGAAUGGUGACAAAUAUUUAUAAAAUAUUGACUCAUGUUUUAUCUAAGGGGAGAAAAUGAUUGCAUUGGUGUCAGCUUUACCUAGGAGCAGUGUUGAAUGUAAUAAAACACCUUUUUCCACUUA